This is a messenger RNA of Arachis ipaensis, 3194 nucleotides long. Its product is annotated as O-fucosyltransferase family protein. The record is from RefSeq and is a predicted model, not a curated record. Lineage: Eukaryota; Viridiplantae; Streptophyta; Magnoliopsida; Fabales; Fabaceae.
AACCCACGUUCAGCCCCUUCACUCACUCACCCCCCUUCCCCCAACAGUCCAACACACCCUCCUCACACGUUUUCUCUUCAGAGCUUUUUGGUUUUGCUCUCAAACAAACCCUAGCCAUCUAACCUCCACCACCGGCGCAGGGAGUGAGGCACUACCGCCGUCCGUUGCGCUGUCGUCGUGCUCCAGGUCUCCAACCCCUGUUCAUUCUCACAGUCUCACCAAUUGCAGCUUCUUCGUUGAGAUCGACAUUCGCGUCUGGUUUUCGUCUUCUCAGCCGCGCUUCUGCCGUCGUCAGUCGUCGUGUUCGUCGCCUGAUCGCCAUUGUCCGUCGCACUCAACAGAUCUUCCUUACACUCUGCCCAAACUGCUCAGAUCGAAGGUAAUGGCUUCUCUGCUCACUCAUCCACGCCGCGCGCCUCCUCCACGUCACCGGAGCCCUUGGUCCUGAGAGUCUUGUGUUCGAUUGUCACGGCGGAGGGCCAUAUACCAACGUCGCCGAUGGCCGGAUUCUAAAGUGGGAAGGAGAUGAAGUUGGUUGGACUUAGUUUGCUGUCACCUCUUCCAAUAGUUGAAUCACGGUUGGACCGGUUGAACCAAUAAAUUAAUAAACCAAUGACUAGAGCGGUUUAAUAACCGGUCUGGUUCUCAGAACCUUGUGAAAAAGUAACAAGAAGCUUGAGAGCACCACCAUGAAGAUGGACUACAUCGGCGGAACAAGUUCUCUGAUUCGGAGAGUGUGCCACUUCUGAAUCUCACUCAUUCUCUUCUCAGGUUUCAUGGAUUUCUCAAUUCUAACCUUCAUCUUUUGCCCCUUUCCUUCUCUAUCAAGAUUCUAACAGCAAUUCCCACUAACAUUUCUCAUAGCUUCAAUUUUACAUCGUAAACAUAUGUUCUUUGCUAGGUUAUUGAUGAUGGGUGCUUUUCAUUUUUGGAAAUUUGUUUCAGAAACAGAUAAAGUUUGCUGCUUGAUCAUGUGACUGAUCAUAUGAUUUUGGGGGGUUUUUGAACUCAAGUUAUGUGCUUCAGAUUUUUUAACAAUUGAUUCACAUUACUUGCAUUUGAUGAAAAGGUAGCAUUUGCAUACACGAGUUGAGUUCAGAUAACAACGUAGGUUGAAAGAUUCAGACAAUUCAAUUUUCUUUAUUAUUAUUGUUAUUAUUGAAUCCUAGUAUAUUAACCAGAAUGUUGCCUAAGAGGAAACCACAGAACAGAGUUCCCCUUGUUCCUGUGUCGGUUGUUAUCAUCGUUGUGUCAUUCAUGUUUCUCUAUUACUACUAUAUGAUGCCUAGUUCAUCCCUCAAUGGAUUGUCCAAAAAUAUGGCAUUACAUUCCGGGCAAUGCUCUAGCCAAGCAUUGGCAUUAGGGGAGAAAUUUGUUUGGUAUGCGCCGCACAGCGGGUUCAGCAACCAGCUUUCGGAAUUCAAGAAUGCGAUUCUAAUGGCAGGGAUACUGAAUAGAACCUUGAUUGUUCCUCCUAUUUUAGAUCAUCAUGCUGUUGCUCUAGGCAGCUGUCCGAAGUUUCGGGUUUUCGAUCCGAAUGAGAUUCGGAUUUCUGUUUGGAACCAUGUGAUUGAGCUCAUGCGCGAGAGAAGGUAUAUCUCUAUUGCCGAAAUUAUAGAUGUCUCAUCAUUAGUUUCUAAGUCUCUUGUCCGAGUGAUAGACCUUAGGGAUUUUGUGUCAAUAUGGUGUGGCAUCAGCUUGGAUUCGGCUUGCUUAAAUGAUUCAACAUUACAAUCCUCUGUUUCUGAAACCCUGAAGCAAUGUGGAUCCCUUAUAGCCGGGCUUCGUGGGAGUGAUAACAAGUGUGUACAUGCUAUCCGUAACGACUGCAGAACUACAGUAUGGAUUUAUGACCAAGGUGGUGGUGAGGAUGGCACAUUAGAUCCAUUCCAACCAGAUGAGCAACUGAAGAAGAAAAAGAACUUAUCAUACGUUCGGAAAAGGAGAGAUGUAUUUAAGUCUCUUGGACCUGGUUCUAAGGUUGAAUCAGCCUCACUACUGGCAUUUGGAAGCCUUUUUUCAUCCCCAUACAAAGGAUCCGAGCUAUACAUGGAUAUUCGUGAAUCUCCUCAGGAUCAAAGGCUACAAUCUUUGAUGAGAGAAAUCAAGUAUCUUCCAUUCGUCCCGGAAAUUAUGAGUGCUGGAAAGGAGUUUGCUCGCAGAACAAUAAAAGCUCCAUUUCUUUGUGCACAGCUUAGAUUGUUGGACGGGCAGUUUAAGAAUCAUCACAAGGCUACAUUUCAAGGGUUAAGACAAAGCUUAGAAUCUUUAAGGCAGAAAGGCUCCGAACAAAUCCAUAUAUUUAUAAUGACUGAUCUGCCAAGAGAUAAUUGGACCGGAACCUACUUAGGUGAUUUAGUUAAUGAUGCACAUAACUAUAAAGUGCAUUUCCUAAGAGACACUGAUGAAGUGGUCAGACAAGCAGCCGUAAAACUCAUGGCGGCAGGUCAUGGGCAGAGGUUCAUUACGAACUCCAAAACUGUGGCCGGUAAAAAGUAUUGUUCCAAUCCAUCGUUACCUGAUGUACUUCUUUAUGUUGAGCAGGCUGUCUGUGGCUGUGCAUCUCUUGGUUUUGUUGGAACUUCUGGAUCGACCAUUGCUGAAAAUAUCGAACUAAUGAGAAAAUAUGGCUCCGGUUAUUGUCGGAGUUAACACCUACAUGGAAGAUCACCUUCAAUCUUUGAGUCCUAGUGGAUUGAUUGGAAUCAAAAUUCAAUUAUGCUGCGCCUGGAGAUGAUUUCAUAACUGGUAUUUUGUUAUCGGUUGUCUCCAAACCAUAGUCGUGUCAAGAAACACGAUACACUUCGGUUGAGGCCGUUUUUCAUACUUUGGAUAUGAAUCUCAACUAACUAUGUUGGUAUCUAAAAUGUAGUUGCAGCAAGUGUUUCACAUUUUACUUGGUUGGUACCCCUUUUGGAUGGGGAUGGUGUCCAUAGAAAAAGGUAACUUUUGUUUUCACUUUUCAGAAGCUUUUUAUUGUUUUGGCGUCUAAAACAAACACCACCAACAAAGAUGUUUUGUUAAUUCUUUCUGUAUGCUGAUGAAUGAACAUGUUUAUUGAAGUUUGAAGUGGUAGUCCCUUCUAGCAUUAGGACUUAUUGUUUGUAAUUUAGAGGCUUAAAUGCUUAAUACUGUGGAUUGAGGUUUGAAUUAUGUGAGGCAAGUUACUACUACUCAUCAGUCAUUAUAUCUUA